CUCAACCCAUCCGGUAAUUUUCCCUUACUGCUGUAAUCAAUCUCUACUAAUUAACAACUGCACUCAAAGAUUUGAUUUUAAGAUAUUUGAUGGCUUCUUGUAAAUUGUAAUAUAUUUAUAUAUAAAAAAAGCUCUGAAAUCACGCCCCGCCAGCACUGAUGGCACUAUGGCAGUCUCCAGCAAACAAAACGACGGACUUACGGUAGUCCUACACUGCAAAGUUAACCUUUACUGUGGUAAAAAGGGACUGGAGGGAAGGGUAGUUUAGUCAUUGCAAUUGUACCAGCCCUGUCACGCGGCACGCCUAUAAAGGCCAAGGUGACCCCUUCACCGUUUUCUGCAACUGAGAGCCAUGGCUUCUUCUUCCACCAUCUCCUCGUCUUUUGUUUUCUUUGCGGUGUUCCUUUUCCUCUGCACCCUCUCCCAUGCUACGAACCCGGGGCUCAUUUUAACCGUCGUCAACAACUGUCCCUUUACCAUCUGGCCAGCCAUCCAGCCAAACGCCGGCCACGACGUCCUGGAGCGUGGCGGCUUCGCCCUCCACACCCUUACCCACCGCUCCUUCGCCGCCCCUUCUCACCACUGGUCCGGCCGGAUCUGGGCUCGCACCGGAUGCACCUACAUCAACGGCAAGUUCUCCUGCGUCACCGGCGACUGCGGCGGCCGCCUCGAAUGCAGCGGCUCCGGUGGAGCCGCUCCCGCCACUCUGGCCCAGUUCACCCUCCAUCACGGCCAGAACGACUUCUCAUCCUACGCCGUCAGCCUUGUCGAUGGAUUCAACCUUCCGAUGACGGUGACCCCACACGAAGGGAAGGGGUUGUGCCCAGUGGUGGGUUGCAGGGCCAAUCUACUGGAGACGUGUCCGGGGAAGCUGCAAAUGUGGUCCCCACCUGAACAUGGGAAGGUGGUGGCCUGCAAGAGCGGGUGUGAGGCGUUUGGUACCGAUGAGCUGUGUUGCAGGAACCACUACAACAGUCCUCAGACAUGCAGAGCUUCCAGCUUCUCGGAGUUCUUCAAGCAUGCUUGUCCAGCCACGUUUACCUAUGCCCACGAUAGCCCCUCUCUCAUGCACGAGUGUUCUUCACCGCGCGAGCUCAAGGUCAUCUUCUGCCACUAAAGCCAUGUUUGUCUAGCCUGCUUCCUUCCGGAGAAGAGAAGGAGAAAAAAAUAUUAUAUAUGUAUUAGUGUGCAUCCCUUUGCCGUUUUGUUUUCAUGAGUCUUUCAGAGAAUGUAUUAAGGUUUCGCCGGUUUUGGGCUUUAUUACGUGAAUCAUAUUAUGCGCAGUGGUAAAGGUCUCUCCUUUUCGGACUUGUAGUGUAGUGCAGUAUGUUAAUGCACCUCCUUUAUUUUCUUUUCA
Vitis vinifera (wine grape) is the source of this 1357-nucleotide messenger RNA. Its product is annotated as osmotin-like protein. Bases 353 to 1117 code for a protein of 254 amino acids. Gene Ontology annotation, cellular component: extracellular region. NCBI's taxonomy places the organism in Eukaryota, Viridiplantae, Streptophyta, Magnoliopsida, Vitales, Vitaceae. The record is from RefSeq and is a predicted model, not a curated record. The transcript has a single exon. Gene Ontology annotation, biological process: defense response.